This is a messenger RNA of Closterium sp. Yama58-4, 4917 nucleotides long. The record is from the annotation of a GenBank genome assembly. Lineage: Eukaryota; Viridiplantae; Streptophyta; Zygnematophyceae; Desmidiales; Closteriaceae.
AUGUGUAUCGCGAUUGCCUCUUCCCCGCGCCCGGAUCCGCGGAUGAUCCGCGCGCCGUGGUUCACCGUCACCAACCUGCUCAAGGCGCUCGACGCCAGGCGCGCGGGGGCGCGGCCGCGCGGGCCGAAGAAUUUGCGCGCACUGGCGGAGAGGGGCGCGGGUCUGUUCGACCGCGCCAUGCGCGUUGUGGUGUACAGCGGGGGGUGCCACGUGCGGGAUGUGCGGAAGAUGGCGGAACAGGUGGCAGAGGGAUUGGCGGAAGGAAAGGAGGAGGGAGAGGUAAGGAAGGAUGGACGCGGUAGUGGGUCUGUGAGUGAGGUUGAGCAGAACAAACGCGCAGGGGAAUCGAAAAGCGCAUCUUCCUCCUCCUCCUCCGCCGCCGCCUCCUCCCCUCCCCGCUUCCACAUCCCAGCCUCCUACGAUCUCGCUGCGCACCGCCUCGCCCGCGCCACCAACGCCUCCCUCGCCUCCACGCGCGCGCUCGUCGCCACACUCGCCACCGCCGCGCGCCUCAACCCCCUCUCCGCCCCCCACACCGCCGCCAUCCGCGCCACCGCCGCAACUCUCACCCUCCCCAUCGACAUCCUCCCCGCACACCCCGCCGUGUGCGCGCUCCUGGACGACCCGCUGGUAUUACUUAACAAAGUGCCGGCGGGAGUGGUGGAGAGCGAGGGGUGGGAGCGGUGGCGGUGGCAUGUGAAGCUGGCGAUGGAUACAGUGCACGUGGUCAGGCAGUGUGUACAUACGGGCGCGCGCAUGGUGCUGCUGCUGCAGGAUGACGUGGUGCCAGCGUGGCAGUGGGACGUAGGGCUGGAGAGAUUCGUUGCCGUGGACCUGCCGCGAUUGGUGGGGGCGCGGGAGAGAACGGAGGAGGAGGAGAGGGAGAGGAAGAGGGACAGGGAGGGGCCACAGGAGGGGGAGCAGGGGAGGCAGCAGGGGAGGGUGCAGGGGAGGGUGCAGGAGAAGGAGCAGGAGAGCAAGAUCGGGAGGUUGGGAGGGGUUGAGAGUGGCAACAAGGGCCAUGGCUCGCACUCCCAUUGGAGAUACCCUACGUGGGACGUGGUGUCGCUGUACUACCCACAGACGUACGGGUGGAAGCUGGCCCACGGGGCGGAGUACCCAGUGCCCUGCUGCGCGCAGGCGCUGCUGCUCAACGCGUCCACCGUGGACGCGCUGCUGGGCCACGUGGAGGCGGGGCUCAUGUGCGCACCCCUCGACCUGCUCAUACAUGAGUACCUCCUGUCUGGUGCUGUCAGGGAGAACGGUGGUGGCCAUGAUGCAGGGGAGAAUGAUGGUGGCAGUGGAGGCGGUGGUAAUGGUGACGGUGCUGGUGGUGCUGGUGGUGGUGGUGAGGGGCGGCGUCCGCGUGCGUAUGUGCACAUUCCGUCUCUUUUCCAGCACAUUGGGGUGGUGAGGACGAAUGUGCUGAAAGGAAAUCAGGGCCACAGCGACAGGCGGUUCCGGCCGGACUUUGUGGAGGAGCCGUAUAGGAGUGUGGAGGAGCAGGUGCGGUACAAGAUUCUAUCGGAGAAGGACAUAGUGCAGCGGCAGCAGGAGGCGAUCGGCGACGUGGCGACGGUGCUCUCCAUCCCCGCCGACGACGCCGCCAUCCUGCUCCGCCACUUCAAAUGGAGCGCGAGUCAGGUGAACGACGAGUGGUUUCAGGACGAGGACCGCGUGAGGAAGGCCGUGGGGCUGCCCCGCCCGCACUCCCCCUCACCCCCCUCCUCCUCCUCCGCCUCCGACCGCCGCCCUGGCAAGGAACCCGAGCCGCACCUGACGUGCGGCAUCUGCUUUGAGAGCUACCCGCAGGCGGCCAUGAAGCCCGCUGAGUGCUUCGACCACUUCUUCUGCGACGCCUGCUGGCGAGGCUACGCCAAGGCAGCGGUGGCGGACGGGCCGGGGUGUUUGAGCCUGCGCUGCCCGGACCCCUCGUGUGGAGCAGCGGUGGGGGAGAAGCUCGUGCUCGCCUCGCUGCCGGACGCCCUGCGCGCCAAGUACCUCAAGUACCUGCUGCGAUCCUAUGUGGAUGACAACCGCAAUGCCAAGUGGUGCCCCGCACCAGGCUGUGAGUACGCAGUGGAGUAUCUACCGGACUCAACGCACUACGAUGUCAUCUGCAAGUGCAGCUUCGCCUUCUGCUGGAAUUGUUUGGAGGAGGCGCAUCGGCCAGUGGACUGUGAGACGGUGGGCAAGUGGAUUCUCAAGAACAGCGCCGAGUCAGAGAACAUGAACUGGAUCCUGGCGAAUUCCAAGUCGUGUCCCAAGUGCAAGCGGCCCAUAGAGAAGAACCAGGGGUGCAUGCACAUGACCUGCACGCCCCCCUGCAAAUACGAGUUCUGCUGGCUGUGUCUAGGGGCGUGGUCAGAGCACGGGGAGAAGACGGGUGGCUUCUAUGCAUGCAACCGAUAUGAGUCCGCCAAGCACGAGGGCGUGUACGAUGAGACGGAGAGGCGGAGGGAGAUGGCAAAGAAUUCACUGGAGAAGUACACGCACUACUACGAGCGCUGGGCUGCCAACGAACAGUCGAGAGUAAAGGCGCUUGAGUCGUUGCGAGAGAUGCAAACAGUCAAGAUAGAGCAACUGAGUGAGCGCCACAGCCAGCCCGUCUCACAACUCAAGUUCGUCAUCGACGCAUGGCUGCAGGUGGUGGAGUGUCGCAGGGUGCUCAAGUGGACGUACGCGUAUGGCUACUACCUGCCGGAAGCAGAGGUGGCGCGACGACAGUUCUUCGAGUACCUGCAGGGCGAGGCGGACGCGGCACUGGAGAAUCUGCACAAGAUGGCGGAGAAGGAGCUUGAGCUCUACAUCUGCGACGACGGGGACCCACCCCCUACGUCUUUCAAUGACUUCCGGUCACGACUGGCGGGGCUCACUAGUGUGACGCACACGUACUUUGAGAAUCUAGUGAGGGCGCUCGAGAACGGCCUGGCAGACGUUGAGAACGCCUCUGCAGCCGGCAACUCCACACGCGCCGCUGCCGCCGCCGCAGCAGCAGCAGCAGCAGCAGCGCCGAGCCAUCGCCAGCACCUCGCGCAUCUCCCAGUCCCGCUUCGAUGCUCGCUGGACGGCAAAUCCUCAUCCCUAAAAGUCGCUGCUGUCGAGAGAGGGAAAGCUGUCAGAGCACGAGCAGCGGCGGCAGGAGGCGCAACGGGGUCAAGCGUGGUCCCGGAAGGAAAAAGCAGCGAGGCGACAGCAGCGAUUCGUCCCGUGGUCAUUCUCCCGGGAUUGGGCAACAACUCGGCGGAUUACGCGGAGCUCGUCGCGCUGCUGGAGGCGCAGGGCGUGGCGGCGGAGGUGGCACGCGUGGCGCGACCUGAUUGGCUGCGGAACGCCGCGGGGCUGCUGCAAGCAGACUACUGGAAGGGAACGCUCAAGCCUCGCCCGAUCCUCGACUGGUACUUGGAGCGGGUGGCAGCAGCGGUGGAGGCAGCCAAGAAGAGAGUCCCAGGCGCCUCCCAGGUGUCGCUGGUGGCGCAUUCAGCAGGCGGUUGGCUGGCACGCCUCUACCUCGCGGAGUACGGUCAUGCUGACGUGGCGCUGCUGCUCUCCCUGGGCUCGCCGCACCUCCCACCACCCGCAGGGCUACAAGGGGUGGUGGAUCAGACCAGGGGCCUGCUGACGCACAUGCAGGCCGUCUCUCCAGGCGCCUUCCAUGCUCCCCACGUCAAAUACGUCUGCGUCUCGGGCAGGUACAUCAAGGGCUUGCCCCUCUUCGGCAGCGCCACCACUGCCACCCCUGAAUCAGCCGCACCAGCCUCAGCACCAGCCGCUGUGGCGGCCGUGGCAGCAGCAGCAGGAGGAGAGGCGCGCGUGUUUGCCCUGGAUGUGAAACCAAUAGGGGUGGGGGCCGCAGCAACACAAGCAGCCGGUGGGUCAGAUUCAGAACUCCAGAGCGAGAGUGUGAGGGAGAUAGAGGAGGGCAGCAGUGGGGCUUCAGAAGAAGACGAGGCUGUUGCUGGGAGGCAGGUGCAGGUGGCAUCUGGGGGAGGUGUGUUGCAGGCGCGCAUGGUGGGGCAGGGGUACAAGCAGGUGUGUGGGCGGGCGGACGUGUGGGGGGACGGAGUCGUGCCGGAAGAUGCUGCCGUGCUGGAAGGGGCGGAGAAUCUGAUCCUGGACGGCGUGUAUCACUCGCCUGUGGGGGCCAGUGAGGCCCGGCCGUGCGAUUGUGGUAACGGGUUGACGUGUGACGGUGCAGAUGCCCUCUUCACAGCAUGCACUGAGUUGGAAUACCUCUCCCUUGACAUCAUGAUAGAUCAAUCCGAUUUCACUUGUGAGAUGCCACAAUCCUUUUUCAAUCUUUCAUCACUAACGGAGGUCUAUCUGAACGCCAACUUCGACAAUUACCCGGAUAGAUUCGACGAUUUGACUUCCCUGACCAAGUUGACACUCGCCUUCGUGUGGGUUCACCAAUUCCCAGAAUCAAUCUGUCACAUCACGAGGCUGACCGAGCUGAAGCUGUUCCGAAAUGACGGACCGUUAGAGAGUCUACCCGAUUCCCUUGUUCUUGAAGUCGUGUAUUGUACCAGCGUUGCAUCCCUCCCAGCAAGGAUAUCAGGCCUCGUUUCUCUCAAGACGCUAGCCAUUAAAAACUGCGAGUGCUUCCACACGAUCUCUGAUUCCCUCUGCAACCUUUCUAACCUCCACGUGCUGAUUCUUAAGAAUUGCUCACAGCUGAUGGACCUUCCACAGGGAGUGGAUCGCCUGUCGUCGCUGGAGCAUCUCGAGCUGAGCCAGCUCAAAGGACUUUCCAAUCUUCCAGAUGCCAUUUCCAGGCUGUCCAAUCUCCGCAACUUCUCCUUCACCUACUGCGAUGGUGUUGACAAUCUCCCUCCAUCCCUGGCCCAGCAUUGGAGCAAGCUGAUGUCCCUCAAGCUGAUGCCUUCAUGUUGUCCCUUUGCCAUCUCUCAAGUCUGA